UCUAAUUUCGAAUAUUAAAUAUUUUCACUUUAGUUUAAUAGUUUUAACGUAAGACCCGUAAAACUCAUGGUUAUAUUCUUAUUAAGCUAGCAAAAAAUGGCACAGCAAAAAGAAAAAAGUACAACAAAACAAAAUAAAGCAGAGACUUCAGCAGUAACUGAAGAACAGGAUGAGGAUAACUAUGGGCCAAUACUAAUUGGCAAAUUAGAGGUUAAUGGUAUUACUGCCCAAGAUAUUAGAAAACUGGCCGAAGCAGGGUUUCAUACGGUUGAAGCCGUUGCGUUUGCUCCUAAAAAGCAACUGCUCGCUAUUAAAGGCAUUUCUGAAGCAAAGGCUGAUAAAAUUCUAUUGGAAGCAACGAAGCUUGUACCAAUGGGAUUUACAACGGCUACCGAUUAUCAUCAAAAGCGCUCUGAAAUAAUACAGUUAACCACUGGUUCUAAGGAGCUGGAUAAACUGCUAGGUGGAGGCAUAGAAACUGGAAGUAUUACAGAGCUAUUCGGCGAAUUUCGAACCGGUAAAACACAGCUCUGUCAUACGUUGGCCGUUACUUGUCAAUUGCCGGUGAGUCAAAACGGUGGCGAGGGAAAAUGUCUUUAUAUUGACACCGAAGGCACGUUUCGGCCAGAACGUUUAUUAGCCGUUGCUGAACGAUAUAAGCUAGUGGGAGCAGAUGUAUUGGACAACGUUGCGUACGCCAGAGCUUACAAUUCCGAUCAUCAAAUGCAGCUUCUAGUGCAAGCAUCGGCAAUGAUGGCCGAAUCCCGAUACGCCUUGCUCAUCGUAGAUAGUGCAACGGCUCUUUUUCGCACGGAUUACAGUGGACGCGGAGAAUUGAAUGCGCGACAGGUUAGCUUGGGUAAAUUUCUACGAAUGUUGCUACGGCUGGCCGACGAAUUCGGUGUAGCCGUGGUAAUCACGAACCAGGUGGUGGCCCAAGUGGACGCUUCUGCAAUGUUCAAUCCAGACCCGAAGAAACCGAUCGGGGGACAUAUUAUUGCACAUGCCUCAACAACUAGGCUGUACUUGCGGAAGGGCCGAGGGGACACCCGCGUAUGCAAAAUAUACGAUUCACCAUGUUUGCCAGAAAGUGAAGCCAUGUACGCCAUUAAUGCGGAUGGUGUUGGUGAUGUAAAGGAGUAGUUCUCCGGCGUUAAGCAUUUGUUGAGUUUAGAUUUUAGUCUAAGAAGAAGCAUUCAGUAGCUUAAAUUUCAUUCGAGGGAAUCUAAUCAGCAACUGUUUUCUACAUUAUGUGUCUGUAUAUUGCAGUGACCAAAUGAAAGCUCAAUCCCUACAUAUCACUCACUAGUCUUUAAAUCACAAUUUUCUCUUGUUUAAAUGAGCGUUUCAUUUUGAGAAUCCUUCUUUGAAAGAAUGUAAUGGAUUUCUUCACUAAUAGAGGGGUUUCGAACAUUCUAUUUCGCUAUUAGGGAUAUAUUUUUCAUUUUAUCUAAAACGGCCAGUUUAAAUUUAAUUAGUUACGGUAAAGUACCUCUAUUAUAACAAAAUAGACUGAUACUUGUCAUCAGGUUGCUAAUAAAUAAAAAAUAACUUGU
Sabethes cyaneus is the source of this 1556-nucleotide messenger RNA. It is a transcript of the gene spn-A, whose product is annotated as DNA repair protein RAD51 homolog A. NCBI's taxonomy places the organism in Eukaryota, Metazoa, Arthropoda, Insecta, Diptera, Culicidae. Gene Ontology annotation, molecular function: ATP hydrolysis activity; single-stranded DNA binding; double-stranded DNA binding. The coding region runs from base 97 to 1143 and encodes 348 amino acids. The record is from RefSeq and is a predicted model, not a curated record. Gene Ontology annotation, cellular component: condensed nuclear chromosome. Gene Ontology annotation, biological process: mitotic recombination-dependent replication fork processing; DNA recombinase assembly; double-strand break repair via homologous recombination. The transcript has 3 exons.